Molecule: messenger RNA, 885 nt
Organism: Parastagonospora nodorum SN15
Lineage: Eukaryota; Fungi; Ascomycota; Dothideomycetes; Pleosporales; Phaeosphaeriaceae
Exons: 1
Coding region: 1-885 (294 amino acids)
Source: RefSeq, a predicted model, not a curated record
AUGCCUCAACCUCAAGCUUCGGCACCUGCUUGGAGUGGAGACGUGAACAAGUUUGGUACUGCGCUAGCUUCAGGCCAAUACAAGGCAGCAUACCGUAUUGAAGAUGAAGUCGACUGGGACGACGACGAAGCUUUCGACGUGCCAGGUCCUGAUCCGGCAUUGAAAGCGUCCAACGCCCAUGGUUACGAAGCCCAGCAGACAACGUAUGGAAGUGCAUCACGCAACCAUAACGCACGAGGUCCUGAGCCCCCGGCAGCUUUCGGGCGGGAACAGCACGAUCCGAGGAAUGCAAGGUGGGAAGAAAACCAUGGAUGGUCGCAGCCGAAGCAGAAUUGGCCUAUGAACAAUGAGGAACAAAUUCCGAGAGCAGUAUUCAAACAGCGCAAGAAGGGCAAACAGGGCAUGGGAGCUCCUCAACGCCAGUAUAUCCCGGACCACAAUGCCGUCCAAGACAACAUCUCCCAGCGAUCGUUCGCGGAAGGUAUUGCUAUUCACUCCACGGUUCCAGUGUCGGUGGCCAUACAUGUUCCGGAAACUGCAUUCGACCUGCGCAAGUAUGAGGCGGAUAUCACUAAGCUACACAAGAGCCUUCCCAAAAAUCGGGCCUAUCGAUUCUUCAACGGAAAGACGGCGCCGUACCAGUAUGGAUCGACGUCGGUCCACGACCUGGGACUAUGCUAUGUGACAUUCUGCACAGAUGGUUGGUGCGAGAUGGGUGCAAAGUGUGCUUGGCGCCAUCAUCCUUUGACCAAAGCUGAACGCGAGUGGAUAGCGCUGAAAGGAACGGAAAAGUCCAGGGCAUUCUUGGAGGCUUUGCCGCGGCACUGGGCCAGCCCUGAGGUGCCGCUUCCGGGUGCGAACAUGGAAGAGAAGAGGUUUCAAUGA